Messenger RNA from Cinara cedri, 607 nucleotides. The record is from the annotation of a GenBank genome assembly. NCBI's taxonomy places the organism in Eukaryota, Metazoa, Arthropoda, Insecta, Hemiptera, Aphididae.
AUGGAAACGUACGAUAAAUUGGUGAAAGUGUUCGGUGAUGAAGCCCUGAGUCGUGCUCAGGUGUUUCGAUGGCAUAAAAAUUUUAAAAAUGGUCGUGAAAGCGUCGGGGAUGAACCGCGAAUUGGGAGACCGGUUGAAGCUCGAACUGACAACAAUGUUCAGCGUGUGCGCACUCUCGUGCAUCAAGAUCGGCGUUUAACCGUGCGAAUGUUGGCUGAUGAACUUAAUUUGAAACGAGAAACCGUCAGAAAAAUGUUAACUGAUGAUUUGUCCAUGAAAAAGCUGUGUGCAAAGAUGGUACCUUCAUCAUGACAAUGCUCCAUGCCAUCGUGCCUUCAGCGUGUCGCGAUUUUUGACCUCUAAGAACAUUGCAGUGUUGCCACAAGCGCCCUAUUCGCCGGAUAUGUCACCCUGCGACUUCUUUUUGUUCCCUCAAACAAAAUUGGCCGUGAAAGAAACGCAUUUUGAGUCCAUAACUGACAUCCAGAACGCCGUGACGAGGGUACUUCAGGACAUUCCAGUCGAAGCCUUCCAGAAAUGUUAUGAGAGCUGGAAAAAACGUUGGAACCAGUGUAUAGGGGUGGGAGGGGAGUACUUUGAAGGGGAU